Molecule: messenger RNA, 1659 nt
Organism: Procambarus clarkii (red swamp crayfish)
Lineage: Eukaryota; Metazoa; Arthropoda; Malacostraca; Decapoda; Cambaridae
Product: tubulin beta-1 chain
Biological process (GO): microtubule cytoskeleton organization; mitotic cell cycle
Cellular component (GO): microtubule; cytoplasm
Molecular function (GO): GTP binding; GTPase activity; structural constituent of cytoskeleton
Source: RefSeq, a predicted model, not a curated record
UCCACCAUGCGCGAGAUCGUCCACGUUCAGGCUGGCCAGUGCGGUAACCAGAUUGGUUCAAAGUUCUGGGAGGUGAUCAGCGAUGAACACGGCAUCAAUACUGAUGGCAUGUAUGAGGGAUCCCACGAGCUUCAGCUGGAAAGGAUCAAUGUCUACUACAACGAAGGCCACAGUGGAAAAUAUAUACCUCGUGCUAUUUUGGUCGACCUGGAGCCUGGUACCAUGGAUUCCGUCAGAAAUUCAACAUUUGGCAAGAUUUUUAAGCCCAAUAACUUUGUCUUUGGUCAGAGCGGAGCUGGCAACAACUGGGCCAAGGGCCACUAUACAGAAGGCGCCGAGCUUGUGGACUCCGUUAUCGACAUCGUGAGGCAAGAGGCGGAAGACUGUGACUGCUUACAGGGCUUCCAGCUGAUGCACUCCCUUGGAGGCGGGACUGGCUCCGGCAUGGGCACCUUGCUCAUCUCCAAAAUUAGAGAAGAGUACCCUGAUAGAAUAAUGAAUACGUUCUCUGUUAUGCCCAGUCCUAAGGUGUCUGAUACAGUCGUGGAACCGUACAAUGCAACUCUCUCCAUUCAUCAACUUGUUGAAAACACAGAUGAAUCUUACUGUAUCGACAAUGAGGCUCUCUACGACAUUUGCUUCCGAACCCUCAAGCUGGCUACCCCCACCUACGGUGAUCUCAACCACCUGGUGUCUCUGACGGCGUCUGGCAUCACCACCUGUCUGCGCUUCCCUGGCCAGCUGAAUGCUGACUUGAGGAAGCUUGCUGUCAACAUGGUACCCUUCCCUCGUCUCCACUUCUUCAUGACGGGCUUCUCACCACUCACAUCUCGAGGUAACCAGAAGUUCCAAACAUUAUCUGUACCUGAGCUUGCUACACAGAUGUUUGAUGCAAAGAAUAUGAUGGUAGCUUGCAACCCUGGUAAUGGACGGUAUCUGACUGUGGCCGCCAUGUUCCGUGGGCGCAUGUCCAUGAAGGAGGUAGACGAACAGAUGGUCAGUAUGCAGAACAAGAGAGCCUCAAAUUUUGUAGAAUGGAUUCCCAACAAUGUUAAAACAGCUGUCUGCGACAUUCCCCCGAGAGGACUGAAAAUGUCGGGCACUUUUGUUGGCAACUCCACUGCUAUUCAGGAAUUAUUUAAGCGUAUUGGAGUGCAGUUCACCGCCAUGUUCCGGAGGAAGGCCUUCCUUCACUGGUACACGGGCGAGGGCAUGGACGAGAUGGAAUUUACGGAGGCCGAGUCUAACAUGAACGACUUGGUGUCGGAAUACCAGCAGUACCAGGAGGCCACUAACGAUAUCGACGACGACGAUAGCAUGUACGAGGAGAGCUACGAUAGAGGACAGCCACAACGAAACGAGCCUAAGGAGAGAGACUUCGAGGAGGAGGAAAGGGAGGAGGAUGAGGAGGAUCCCGAUGAAAAUUAGGAUGGGUAAUAUUGAGUACAGCAGCACAUUCACUUGACCAGGAUAACUGCAUGGCUGUGGUGAGAGUGAACAUGUAGCAGUAUUGAACUGAUUAAGGAAAAAAAGAAUGUCGAACUGCGAUGCAAAACUGGAUAUGUAAAAUAUGUAAGGGUACUAGUGCAGGUGCUUGUACGUGACACGGCUUGACUGUACACACACACACACACACACACACACACACACACACACACA